UGCCCUGCGCUCGCGCGUGGGUGCCGGCGCGCUGCUCCUGCGGCCGCGCCGGCCGGCUCAUCAGUGCUUGGCGCUGCUGGCGUGGACAAGCAGGUAUGGCGAGCUCCGGCUGUGAGGGCCAUGCGGGCCAGGAGGGGGAGACGUUCCUGUAUUUCGCCUAUGGCAGCAACCUGCUGACCGAGAGGAUACACCUGCGAAACCCCUCGGCCGUGUUCUGCUGCGUGGCGCGCCUGCAGGACUUUAAGCUCGACUUUGGCAAUUUCCAAGGCAAAACAAGUGAGAGGUGGCAUGGAGGUAUAGCUACCAUUUUUCAAAGCCCUGGCGAUGAAGUGUGGGGAGUAGUGUGGAAAAUGAACAAAAGCAAUUUAAGCUCUCUGGAUGAGCAAGAAGGAGUGAAAAGUGGAGUGUAUGUUGUAAUAGAAAUUAAAGUUUCAACUCAAGAAGGGAAAGAAAUAACCUGUCGCAGUUACCUGAUGACGAAUUAUGAAAGUGCUCCCCCAUCACCACAGUAUAAGAAGGUUAUCUGCAUGGGUGCAGAAGAAAACGGUUUGCCACUGGAGUAUCAAGAGAAGUUAAAAGCAAUAGAACCAAAUGACUAUAAAGGAAAGAUCUCAGACGAAAUGGAAGAAAUCAUCAAAAAGGGGGAAUCAAAACUGUACAGAACAUAACAGGAGGAUAUUUCUGUGUGCAGUGUUUGUGAGCAGGAAUCUGGGACCUUCCUGUUUUUAACCUAUUCAUUUUUAACAGUGCUGUGAAGGGGCUUCUCUCUUAGGUGAUUCCAUAUUUCCAGAUGUAAAAAAGAACCGGAAUGGGGAUAGAAAUUAGACAAUUAAAAGGGACCAGGAUGUCCUGGAGUGUGUAA
Mesocricetus auratus (golden hamster) is the source of this 862-nucleotide messenger RNA. It is a transcript of the gene Ggct, whose product is annotated as gamma-glutamylcyclotransferase. The transcript is spliced from 4 exons. Gene Ontology annotation, molecular function: gamma-glutamylcyclotransferase activity. The record is from RefSeq and is a predicted model, not a curated record. The coding region runs from base 96 to 668 and encodes 190 amino acids. NCBI's taxonomy places the organism in Eukaryota, Metazoa, Chordata, Mammalia, Rodentia, Cricetidae.